Phragmites australis (common reed) is the source of this 1497-nucleotide messenger RNA. RefSeq lists its product as uncharacterized. The transcript has a single exon. The record is from RefSeq and is a predicted model, not a curated record. NCBI's taxonomy places the organism in Eukaryota, Viridiplantae, Streptophyta, Magnoliopsida, Poales, Poaceae. Bases 1 to 1497 code for a protein of 498 amino acids.
AUGGCCAGCUCCCAGCCGACCUCUCCCACCGCUGCCGCCGCAGCUACCGCCGCCGCCGCCGCCGCCGCCCUUCCGAAGGACCCCCUCGGCGCCGACAGCAGCAAGACCCCGGUCCAGGACGACGUGCUCGCCCUCCGGGCCACCCAAGAGGAGGCGAACGCCGCCGCGGCCGCCGCGCAGCGCCUCGCCAAGGAGCGGCAGGCCGAGCGCGACGCCGCCCUGGCGCGCGCCCUCCAGGCCGAGGAGGAGGCCGAGGCCACCGCCGCCCCUCCGGAGUCCUCCGGAUCCGCCCUGGGUCCCCAUGCCGCCCCGGCCGACCUCCAUGCUGCCAUGAUCCUCCACGAAGCUGCCGCGCUUCUGAAUCUGCAUGCCCAGGUGGUCGCCGUCCACAACAUCCGAAGUCUCAUCCCCAUCGUCCUCGACGUCGACUCCGGUAAUUUUAAUCGCUGGCGUGAUCAGUUUAUGCUGACCCUCGGCAAGUUCUCCCUGCAGGAUCACGUCCGCCUCGCCUCACCGGCCCCUGCCUCCCCGGACUGGGCCUGGAUGGACUGCGUGGUCAAGUCCUGGAUUCUCGGCACCCUCACCGACGACCUCGCCGAAGUCAUCUCCUCCCAGGGCUCCACCGCUAGGGAUGCCUGGCUCGCCGUCGAGUCUCAGUUCCUCAGCAACCAGGAGGCGCGCGCCAUCCAGCUUGAGACGAAGUUUCGCACCUUCGUCCAAGGCGAUCUCUCCGUCACCGACUAUUGCCGCCGAUUCAAGAAGAUGGCGGAUGAUCUUGGUGCCCUCGGCGAGAUCAUCACCGACCGCACCCUCGUCCUCAACGUGAUCCACGGCCUCAACGAGCGCUUCGCCCACGUCGGGACGCUCCUUCGCCGCAGUCGGCCCUUCCCCUCCUUCCUGGAGGCGCGCGACGACCUCAUCCUGGAGGAGCUCACCCUGGAGAACCGGCAAACCUCCCCUGCCGCUGCCCUCGCCGCCUCCACCACCAAGUCCUCGGCUAGCGCCCCUCCUCAGCAGUCCGGCGCCGGUUCUGGGGGCGCUAGCACCGGGAACGGUUCCAAGGCCGCCAACAGCCGUCGCAGCAAGCGCGGUGGCAGUGGCGGGGGCGGUGGCGGCGGCGGCGGCACUGGCAGGAGCGGCCAGCGUUCCACCACCAGCGCCCCACAACAGCAGCAGGCUGGCGGCGCCCAGCCUGCGCCCGACGCCAAGAGCGCCGCCCCUCCCGGUGCCACGUGGCCCACCUUCUACAACCCCUGGACGGGGACCAUCCAGAUGUGGCCUGGUCCCCGCCCUCCGCUGGCGCCCAUCCCCCAGCCUCGUCCUCAGCAGCAGCAGGCCUUCGUCGCGCAGCAGCCGCCUGCUGCCGCACCUACUGCCGCUGAGGGGGUCGGCCAGUGGGCCGCACCAGGGUUCUACAACCCCAUGACCGGCCUCCCCUCCUGGGAUCAGCAGUCCCUAGCCUCUGCGUUCAGCACGGCAUCGCUGAACCAGCCUUAG